AUGACUGCCGCAUGGCUGCUGCCCAUUGUAGCGACCAUUGUCGCAGCUGCUUCGGGGGCCAUCAUUGCCAGUGUUCUCCCAAACGACCAGCACGCAAUUUGGACCGUCACAAUAUGUUACAUUCUAUGGGGCUGUGGAGUGCCGUUGGCCAUGUUCACCAUGGUGAUAUAUUUUCAACGUCUUACCUUUCACCAUUUACCCCCGCGGGAGGUGCUUGUGUCAGUCUUUCUACCGCUGGGACCGCUUGGUCAAGGAGCAUUUUGCAUUAUACAGCUAGGAAAAGAUGCCAUGGCCCUUUUUGGGCGCAACAAUUAUGUCCCAGCAGCUCCCAUGGCGGGUCAAAUCUUCUAUGUUGCCGGCAUUUUAAUGGCGUUUGUCAUGUGGGGCUUUGGUCUCGUCUGGCUCUUCUUUGCACUGUCGUCCAUUUCGCGAAUGAGGUUUCCCUUUAACCUCGGGUGGUGGGGCUUCACUUUCCCAUUGGGCGUGUAUACUGUUGCCACCACAACAUUGGCCAAAGAGCUGCCGUCGCUUUUCUUCAAGGUACUCGGAACCAUUUUUAGUGUUGUGGUAACUUUGCUUUGGAUCGUGGUGGCUUGUGGCACAGUUUGGUUUGGAUUUCAUGGAAAAUUGAUAUUUGCUCCAUGUGUUGCUGAUUGGGAGGCCAAGGAACAGAGAAAGGUCUACAAGGAGUGA
This is a messenger RNA of Pestalotiopsis fici W106-1, 693 nucleotides long. RefSeq lists its product as uncharacterized. The coding region runs from base 1 to 693 and encodes 230 amino acids. The transcript has a single exon. Lineage: Eukaryota; Fungi; Ascomycota; Sordariomycetes; Amphisphaeriales; Sporocadaceae. Gene Ontology annotation, biological process: transmembrane transport; sulfite transmembrane transport. Gene Ontology annotation, cellular component: plasma membrane. The record is from RefSeq and is a predicted model, not a curated record. Gene Ontology annotation, molecular function: sulfite transmembrane transporter activity.